CCAAGGCCUGGCUGAAUGACAUCGGCCUGUCCCAGUACUCCCAGGCCUUCCAAAACCACCUGGUUGACGGGCGGAUGCUGAAUUCCCUGAUGAAGCGGGACCUGGAGAAGCAUCUGAACGUGUCCAAGAAGUUCCACCAGGCUCUCCAGGAGCGUCGGGCCCGCUGCGAGACACAGAAUACUGACCCCGUGGUCUGGACCAACCAGCGGGUGCUCAAGUGGGUGCGAGAUAUCGACCUAAAGGAGUACGCAGACAACCUGACCAACAGUGGCGUCCACGGUGCUGUACUGGUGCUGGAACCCACGUUCAAUGCCGAGGCCAUGGCCACUGCCCUGGGCAUCCCCAGUGGGAAGCACAUCCUCCGGAGACACCUGGCAGAAGAGAUGAGCACCAUCUUCCACCCAGCCAACUCCACAGGCAUCCGGGAGGCUGAGCGUUUUGGGACGCCCCCCGGGAGGGCCUCCAGCACUCCCCGGGCAGGAAAGGAGGAGAACAGCAGUGGCACCAAGCACAAGGCUGGCCGGCUGCCCCUGGGGAAGAUAGGAAGGGGCUUCAGCAGCAAAGACCCCGAUUUCCAUGAUGACUAUGGCUCUCUUCAAAACGAAGACUGUGGAGAUGAUGACCCCCAGGGCAGGCCAGAGCAGUGCCGUCUGGAAGGCUACAAUGGCCUGGAGGUCACCAACGUGUAAGGAACCAAUGGCUUCAUCAGACCCAACACAGAGAGACCCAGGAAGGAGAAGCAGCCCGAUGGCCCCCGG
Messenger RNA from Galeopterus variegatus (Sunda flying lemur), 758 nucleotides. Its product is annotated as kazrin-like. The coding region runs from base 75 to 689 and encodes 204 amino acids. Gene Ontology annotation, molecular function: protein binding. NCBI's taxonomy places the organism in Eukaryota, Metazoa, Chordata, Mammalia, Dermoptera, Cynocephalidae. The transcript has 5 exons. The record is from RefSeq and is a predicted model, not a curated record.